This is a messenger RNA of Vigna angularis (adzuki bean), 2428 nucleotides long. RefSeq names its product casein kinase 1-like protein 6. The transcript has 14 exons. The coding region runs from base 647 to 2035 and encodes 462 amino acids. Gene Ontology annotation, molecular function: ATP binding; protein serine/threonine kinase activity. The record is from RefSeq and is a predicted model, not a curated record. Gene Ontology annotation, biological process: signal transduction; endocytosis; peptidyl-serine phosphorylation. Gene Ontology annotation, cellular component: cytoplasm; nucleus. Lineage: Eukaryota; Viridiplantae; Streptophyta; Magnoliopsida; Fabales; Fabaceae.
UUGCCAGCUUUUCCUUUUUCUCAUUCUCUCUCUGUCUCUGUCUCUCUCUCCCUCUCUCUCUCUCUGUCUCUCUCUCCAAAGUCCAUACUUUUUUUGAUUUGUGGAAUUACUCCAGUUCCUACUUGGUUCAGCACAGCCUCCACAAUCUCCUCUUCUUGGUCUUUCUCUUUUUGUAUUUUUACAAUAAAAAGACUUAGUUUUGUGUGUUGUUGCUGAUACCCGUUAGCAUUUUGUGUUCUGGGUCAAUGCGGUCAUGUUCUUUGCAAAUUAGGGCUUCAAUCAGUGGUCUGGGGUGAUCGAUUCUGGUUUAUGUGUGGAUAAGGAAUGUAGUUGGAGAAGGUGGUGUGUAUUCUGAAUAAUAAAGAUUUAAUCUUCAUUGUUGGGGAUGCUACGAAUUUUGUAAAUUUAGCACCUUUUUUUUUAUUUGCCCCUUAUCCUGGAUUUGUUCCUUAUUCCCCUUUGACGGCUAAUCGGACGACUAGAUUAGAACAUCUCAUUGGAUUUGAGUGGAUGCUCCAAUAGAGGUUGGAAAUUUUGACCUGGUGGACCCCUUGGUGCACAUAAUUUGGUGGUGGAAUUGGGAACAAAUCUGAGCAGCAAAGGCUCGCUGUAGUUACCGGUGAGGGUGUAUUGAAGCUCUUUUAGGAUGGAUCAUGUUAUUGGUGGGAAAUUUAAAUUGGGAAGGAAAAUUGGGAGUGGGUCUUUUGGGGAGCUUUAUAUUGCUGUUAAUAUACAAACUGGAGAGGAGGUGGCUAUCAAGCUGGAACCUGUGAAGACCAAGCAUCCCCAGCUUCACUAUGAGUCAAAAUUGUAUAUGCUUCUUCAAGGAGGAACGGGUAUUCCCCAUCUCAAGUGGUUUGGAGUAGAGGGAGAUUACAAUGCGAUGGCAAUCGAUCUUCUUGGACCAAGUCUGGAAGAUUUAUUCAAUUAUUGCAACCGGAAGUUAACAUUGAAGACAGUGUUAAUGCUUGCUGAUCAAUUAAUUAACAGAGUUGAAUAUAUGCACUCUAGAGGUUUCCUUCACCGUGACAUUAAGCCAGACAAUUUUUUGAUGGGCCUUGGACGUAAAGCAAACCAGGUUUACAUCAUCGACUAUGGCCUUGCAAAGAAAUAUAGGGAUCUUCAGACACAUAGGCACAUACCAUACAGGGAAAACAAGAACCUUACUGGCACAGCUAGGUAUGCAAGUGUUAACACUCAUCUUGGAAUAGAACAAAGCAGAAGGGAUGAUCUGGAAUCUCUUGGUUAUGUGCUCAUGUAUUUCUUAAGAGGAAGUCUUCCCUGGCAGGGACUGAAGGCUGGCACCAAAAAACAAAAAUAUGAUAAAAUCAGUGAGAAGAAAAUGUCAACUCCGAUAGAGGUGCUUUGCAAAUCAUAUCCCUCAGAGUUUGUAUCAUAUUUUCACUACUGCCGAUCCUUGCGGUUUGAGGACAAGCCUGAUUAUUCAUAUUUAAAGAGGCUUUUUCGAGAUUUAUUUAUUCGAGAAGGCUAUCAAUUUGACUAUGUUUUUGAUUGGACUAUAUUGAAGUAUCCACAGAUCGGUGGCAGCUCUAGAGGGCGGCAUGAAAGUGGCAAGGCAGCUAUGCAUGCUGGACCAUCUGUACAAAAGCCAGAAAAGAUAUCAGUUGGGAAAGAGAUUCGGGAAAAAUUCUCUGGUGCUGUUGAAGCUUUCUCCCGGAGGAAUCCAACAAGUUCUAGUCCUCGUGGUGAUCACUCCAAACAUAGGGGUUUUGAGGAAGGAGCAGUGCACAAGGACGUGUAUCAUGAUCAAGAGAAGGGACGUAAUUCAUCUCGAUACGGUAGCAGUUCAAGAAGAGCCAUAAUCUCAUCAUCAACCAGGCCAAGUUCAUCCGGGGAUCAUACCGACAGUCGUACUGGCCGGCUCACCUCAAGUUUGAGCCGUCCAUCAACAACACAUAGAAACAUUCAACCUAUGUACGAGAGCAAACAACCAACGUACACACGGUCUGGAUCUACCAGAGGCAACCGUGACGACCCUCUCCGGAGUUUUGAACUCCUCUCUAUCAGGAAGUAACAAGUAUAUUUAGUUUCAUUUGUUGCAAAGACAUUUUCUAAAUUCUAAUGCACCUGUUUCUCCCAGAACUAUUGAUCUCAAGCUUUAUGGAAUCAUGUUCACGUAUAUUAUUGCAUUGCAAUGAGCCACGAGCCAUGAGGUUAUAAGCAACUUCAUUUGCUGUGUAUCAAGGUGGACUAUUUUCUACCCCCUCCUAGAUAGUUCCUUCUGAAGAAGAUUUCUCAGAUGUUGUACCAUGUUCCUAAAACAUGCUUCUGAGAAUUCAACCAGCGUCCUCUCUUGUUUACCAUAAAAACUUUCUUUUCUAUAAAAACAAAAUAGAUGAAAGUAGAGUUGUAGUUUAUGAUACAUUUGUUCUUGUCUUUUUUGCAAUGAGACUCAACACUGUCUCUA